UAUAUUUCUGUUGAGGUUCGGUUGAUGUAGGCUACGAAUCUAUUCUUUUAUUUAAUCCCAAAUUUCCUUUCAUUAGCCAUGAAGGGUGCCAACUGAUCUCUCUGGAAUGCCUUAUGACCUGUUGCCAUGCAAAGGCACUGGCUUUUGUGAAAUAGACUCGGCUAGCCUAUCGUUUUUGUCAUUCCUUAAAUCAGUCUAAAGACAAACAGUUCGGAAAUCAGUUCGAUUCAUCAAUUUAUUUUGCCUUGAGACUUGACACAUAAUUUGCACGAAACCAACAUGCUAUUUUAUGGAUUUCUGCAGAGGGAAUUAUGCAUCCCACGUGUUUAAUAAUAUUUCAACAAAAUAUCUGCGCGACUUGGAGAGGAUAGAACACCCGGAGUCAGAAUCAGGUUUGCCGCGCACAGGCUACGUACGGAACAACUUAUAAAAUGUACAACUAUUUGCAAUAUGGAUUUUAAGAAGACAAAGUAUGGAAGAUUCAUGAACAGUAGAGUUCCUCCUACCAAGAGGUAUCAGCCCACAGAAUACGAACAUGCUGCCAACUGUGCCACCCAUGGGCUUUGGAUAAUUCCUAGCAUCCUGGGUGGGACUCUGCUCUACUUUCAGUCAGAUGACCACUGGAAGUCCGUCACAGCCUGGAUGUAUGGUAGUGGGCUGUCCGGCUUGUUCAUCAUGUCAACCAUGUUCCAUACCAUAUCCUGGAAGAAAAGUCACCUCAGGGCUAUGGAGCAGCGCUUUCACAUGUGCGACCGGAUGGCCAUCUACUUCUUCAUCGCUGCUUCCUAUUCCCCCUGGCUCAACCUAAGAGAGCUGGGGCCCUGGGCUGCUCACAUGCGCUGGGUGGUGUGGAUCAUGGCGUGCGUCGGCUCUGCGUACGUCUUCUUCUUUCAUGAGAGGUACAAGAUUUUAGAGCUGCUCUGUUACGUAACCAUGGGUGUUGUCCCUGCCUUGGUGUUGUUGUCCAUGGCUAACCGAGACGGCGUGCUGGAACUUUCCGUGGGUGGUGUCUUCUACUGCCUUGGUGUCGUCUUCUUCAAGAGUGACGGCCUCAUUCCUUUCGCCCAUGCCAUCUGGCACGUCUUCGUGGCCAUUGGAGCAGGCAUCCACUACUACGCCAUCUACGCCUAUCUGUAUUCGACGGAGAGCGGUUACAUGAAGACGUCCAGGUGACAGUCUCUCAAUCUGACAAAGAACCCCCCCACCCCCCCCGAGAGAGAUCGGGGCGCAGGGACACACUGACAGGCCACCCAGAGGUGAAGAGCAGUGUGUGACAGCUGGGUUUUCUGACACACGCCGCAAACGCUGCCUUGAUGGUCCUACUGGCAGCACAGUACGUUCCUGACAUCUGAUCACAAGUAGCCUUAUAAACCUCCAAAUGAUAGAUGAAAACGAGAGGGAUAAAAUACUGUGGACCACUGAUUUUGACUGAAAUUGUUCUUCUGUCCUCAGAAAAAAUCUGGUAGAACUUGAGAAAAUCACUGAACUUGCAGACCCAAUCCAAUACACACAGUUAAACGACUGUACUGUUGCUGCAUUUUAUAGAUUCCAUUUUUAAUGUGUUCUGUGUUAGAUGUUAAAUUAUUAAGAGCCAUAUCAGAGAUUUUUCGAAGAGAUUAUACUGCCUUUUUUUCUAGUAGGAAGCGAUCCUCCACGUAUGUUUAUGAAUCAGAUUUUUACUCCACUCAUGCCACCAAGAAUCAUUGUGUGACAUGCUGUGUCAUUCUGAGGUCAUUCGAAACUGGUGGGACAAGCGUAUUCUAUCAGCCUGCCCUCUUACCCUCAAUAGAGUUUCUACUACGGAUCAUCAGUUACAAUUGAGAUACAUCACUGCAUAUAUAUGCAAUACAUGUGUGGGUGUAUUACAGAGUGGGUUUAUUAAACUUCCAUGACUAGUAUUAGCUCUAAUCCAGAUGAUCUCAUUGCAGAACAGUUUAAGUGAAGACACUCUGUUCCGCUCCUGCUUUAGAGCUCAUUAGCCAUUGCUGCAGUGUUUGUUUGCAAUCGUCGGUGAUGGUGAUUAUGUGCUGUUGAAGCAUUCAGCUGCUUGUAAGUGCCAUAUGUGAGAACUCACUCCUUUGAUGACAAUGAUCGAUCAUAUCCUGCACAAGUUUGUCAUGUAUUUUUGACAUACAGAGUAAUAUUGUGAAUCUCCUGUUAGACGACUGAAAAAUAUCUUUAUUUUAGUUGUACAAGGCAUAUAAUGCCUUUUUGUCAGCCUCUGAAAAACAAAACUGACCGAAAAUCAACACUAUUUAGUCUAUGUUAUUGUUGUAUGUGCCUAACAUACAGCAGUGAUACUCAGGAAACUUCACAUUUUCAUGAUAAGAUGUAAGUCACAGAACUUUCUCAUAUCAGAAUGCAUUCCAUGAGCAUUAAAAUAGUACAAGGCACAUUGAUUUGUAAACAAAGGGCAGAUGAUUCUGCUAAAUUAUCAUUUAAUUUGAUGUUAAAUCAGGAGAAAAAUGUGUUCCAUUGUGACCUUAUAUCAUGUUCAUGGUGCUUGACCUUUUUCCAACAUUCCAAUCCAAGAUGGUGUAGAACCGCUUUGUAGUCCUUUUCCAUGUAUCAAAGUCAAGUAUGCACAUAUAUGCACUAUAGCGUUACGACUGUUAGAACAGCUGAGGCUACUGGUAAGGAGAAGUCAAUGAGAUGUUUAUGUGUUCUUUGCAAUUCAAUGGCUGGACAAUGUUUUGUGUGUUGACACCUGCAAUGUAUGUAAUUUCAACCUGGAAAUUAAAAUGAUUUUUAAGUGCA
This is a messenger RNA of Alosa sapidissima (American shad), 2757 nucleotides long. RefSeq names its product monocyte to macrophage differentiation-associated 2a (gene mmd2a). The coding region runs from base 451 to 1173 and encodes 240 amino acids. Lineage: Eukaryota; Metazoa; Chordata; Actinopteri; Clupeiformes; Clupeidae. The record is from RefSeq and is a predicted model, not a curated record. The transcript has 8 exons. Gene Ontology annotation, molecular function: pore-forming activity. Gene Ontology annotation, cellular component: membrane.